AUGUCAGCUGAUCAGUAUGAUAUAGAAUGUGAACAAAAAUUAAAAGCUUAUAAAAAUCAAUUUCUUGAAUGGAAAGAAAAAAAUAAAAGUGCUAGAGGAACACCAGAAUAUAUUUCAUAUGUGAAACAAUUUGAAAAUUGGGAAAAAUCAAUUAUUGAAAAAAAAAUUCAACAUGUUAAAAGAAAACAAAUGGCUUUAGAAGAAAGCAAAAAAAAAGAGGAAGAACAAAAACAAUUAGCACAGGAACGUCUAAAAGCUGAACAAGAAAUGAAACAACAAUAUGAAUAUGCUCAGUACAAUGAUCAAUACAGACAAACACAUAUAAAUGCCAUGACAAGAGGUAGUUCCAAGAACUAUGGAAAAUCUCCGGGAAUAAAUGAUACCUCAGGUGCAAAUGUAUCACCUUCACUUACAACAACACAAGUAACUCAUACAUUUCAAAAAAUAAUGGAAUCUAUGCGAACUGGUCAUACAGCUAGUCCAUUGACAACUGAUAAAAGAGAUAUUAGUGGCAAUAUUAAAGCAGAAAAUGAUGAUGAAGAAUCAUUGUCUGGUGAUCAAUUCUCCAUCAUUGUUCGCCCAGUAGAAGCACCUGUUUAUGUUGCAGAAAAUAACAUAAAACUUUCUGAUAUUGAACCUCCUUCCUACAAUAGUGAUGACCCAAUGUUUGCCAAAUGGGCAUUUAAAGCAGCACCACCAAAUACACGAGAUGCAUAUAUGCCACCAAUACCUCCAUGUGGACCACAGGCGUGUUGGAUAAUGUUAGAAGCAAUGAAAGACCAGAAACUAAUAAUAUCAUCAUCAGAAAGACAACCUCCAAUGCCGUUAAUUCCACAAUUUAAAUAA
Molecule: messenger RNA, 846 nt
Organism: Strongyloides ratti
Lineage: Eukaryota; Metazoa; Nematoda; Chromadorea; Rhabditida; Strongyloididae
Exons: 2
Coding region: 1-846 (281 amino acids)
Source: RefSeq, a predicted model, not a curated record